CUGAGUGGGAGCCUGAUGAGCCUGUACAGUGAGGGGGAGCUGGGCACUGUGCCCGUGAGGGGCUGUGUCCAGUUCUCCCUCCGCUACGACCCGGCCAAGAAGGAGCUGCAGGUCCAUGUGCUGCGCUGCCGGGAGCUGGCCGAGGCCAAGAAGCAGCGGUCGGACCCGUACAUCAAGACGUACCUGCUGCCCGAUAAGUCCAACCGCAGCAAGCGGAAGACGGCGGUGAGGAAGAGGAGCUUGGAUCCCAUCUUCAAUGAGACCCUCAAGUACAAGCUGGAGAAGAGAGACCUGCAGGGCCGGACCCUGAACCUCUCCGUGUGGCACCAUGACAGCCUGGGCAGGAACCUCUUCCUGGGGGAGGUUGAGGUCGCACUGGGUGACUGGGACUGGGCCAACACACGCCCUGAGUGGUUCAGCCUCCAGCCACGGAUGCCCAUUUCCUCGGACGGCCUCGCCAGCCGGGGCAACCUCAACUUGGCAUUGAAGUUCAUCCCCGCCGGCUCAGAAGGUGGGGGGAUGCCUCCUACGGGGGAACUGCACAUCUGGGUGAAGGAUGCUCAGAGCCUCAUCCCGCUGCAGAGCGGCACCGUGGACGCCUUCGUGCAGUGCUAUGUGCUGCCAGAUGACAGCAAGGCGAGCAGGCAGAAGACACGGGUGGUGAAGAGGAGCCUGAACCCCCUUUUCAACCACACCAUGGUGUACGACGGCUUCCAGGCCAAGGACCUGGUCGAGGCGUGUGCUGAGUUCACCCUCUGGCACCACGAAGCCUUUUCCAAGCGCCAGCUGGGUGGCAUCAGGCUCAGCCUGGGCACUGGGAGUAGCUAUGGGCUGCCCGUGGGCUGGAUGGACUCGACGCCGGAGGAGCAGAGGGUGUGGGAGCACCUGCUGCAGCAGCCUGGGCAGUGGGUGGAAGCACUGCUGCCCCUGAGGACCAACUUGGUCCCCAGGGCAUAG
Messenger RNA from Acanthisitta chloris (rifleman), 957 nucleotides. It is a transcript of the gene SYTL1, whose product is annotated as synaptotagmin-like 1. The annotation marks the transcript as partial. The record is from RefSeq and is a predicted model, not a curated record. Gene Ontology annotation, molecular function: neurexin family protein binding. The transcript has 7 exons. NCBI's taxonomy places the organism in Eukaryota, Metazoa, Chordata, Aves, Passeriformes, Acanthisittidae. Gene Ontology annotation, biological process: exocytosis. Gene Ontology annotation, cellular component: plasma membrane; exocytic vesicle.